Molecule: messenger RNA, 9469 nt
Organism: Neolamprologus brichardi
Lineage: Eukaryota; Metazoa; Chordata; Actinopteri; Cichliformes; Cichlidae
Source: RefSeq, a predicted model, not a curated record
UGCAGCUUAGCAGUAGCUAGCUAGUCGGCCAAGAUGUUAGCAUGCACAAUGAGUUUCGAUUUAAAUUUUUCUACAAAAUUGGACUUUUUUAACAGUGUUAAGAUUCCCUAAUACAAGUGCCGCCCCGAUUAAUCGCUGUAACUCUUUAUAUUGACCGACUAAUGCCAUUGUUAUUACUUCAUAAUAUUUCUGCUGUUAGUUUCGAAUGCUAGCCAGCAUAGCGCCGUUGCUAGCCAUCAUAAGUAUCUGUCAUGCUUAUAUCCUGCCGGACAGAGAUGUUGAAUGCAGGCUAAGACACACGCCCCACAACUGUAACUAAAGGGUUGUUAUCGUAAUAACAGGUAGAUGGACAGCGUUUUCACUUAGUUAUUUCGUUCUAGGUUGUUGCUUCUUUUUCCACAGUAUUUCGUAACAAAAUAAUUAUUUUGAAUAUAUGAAUAUAAAAGUUGCAAUGCAAUGACGAGGUACAUUAGUGUAAAGUAGUCGUUUCUUAGUGGAUGUUUUGUUCUUGUUCUCCGAAGGCUCAAAAGCGCUUGCGCUGUACUAAAUGACACACUGUAAACCCUGUAGUUUUACAUUUUGAUUAGAUAAUGUUAUAAACAUGUCAUUUCUGCUCUUAUUAAAGAGAGCUCUGAUGACAUAAAGAUAUACUGUCUGCUUAACACUUGUCUAAGUGCACGGGCGGUUGGAGACCUCUGUUUCAGGUAGCUGGGUAAUUAUCAUAUAUCACAAGACUGGGACAAAACUCACAUGGACUCUCAUAACUAUUUUACUUCUGCUGAGGUAAACUAGUUAAGACCUGUUACCCUUCGUGGUUUAUUGUGAUGCACUGAGAAGAUCGAAGCACACUGAUCACUGUAAGUGUCACUCAAGAUGGAAAAACUUCGGACGGAGCUAGUGUCCAUUGUCAGGGAGCACCCUGAUGGGAUCCCGCUUAAAAAGCUGGCUAUCGUCUAUAGCCAGACAUAUCACAAGAACUUGACCUUAUCCAAACUGGGCGUUGACUCCAUGACCAGCCUGGUAUCCUCGAUGGAGAGGGAUCUGGUUCUAGAAGAAGAACUGGUGUUUCACAGGGACCAUCGUGGGGGAAACCAGGCGACAGCUGGAGCCGAAUGUGGAGCUGCAGCUCAAAGUAAGGAAUCAGCAGCAGCUCCCGAAGUGAAAAAAAGAUGUAAGACUUUGAAGAGAAUUGUGAAAAUGAUGAAAGGACAUCCGGAUGGGAUCACUCUGAAGUUGUUGACUGCAGCCUAUAAACAGAAAUACAGCCAAGACGUCUCCUUAGUCUCUAUGGGCUUCAAAACAGUUUCCAGCCUGGUAGACUCUUUGAAUGAAGAUCUGGUUGUGGUGGAGGAUGUGGUGUACCAUAAGAGUCACCGGCCUCACAAUCAGCCUCAGGCUGGGAUGUUCACGAAGACUAAAGAGAACAGCAGACCUACAACACCACGUACGCCUGACUCGCUUAUCAGGAGCAGUAGCCCUGCCCUUCGUACUCUACCACAGCCUUGUAUCUUAAUGAACUCAUCUUCUACCAAUGUGAUGGGGGCGUACCAGCUAACUGCUCCAUCAAUGGAACAGCUUCAAACCUGCUAUUCUCAGAAGUUUGGUAAAAAGUUUCCUCUUGCCCAGUACAUGUCGCUGUACGACAACUGGGAAGCCAAGAAGCUCCCCACUCAGUUUCAGCCAACAACUGAUCCUAAGACUGGGGUAUGGCAGACCGCUGCAGCAACACAGAGUCCUAAACCUGAAAAAGAACAGGAACAGGCCAGUGGGUUUAGCUUCCUGUCUGCCUCUGAUUUUCCAGUGCUGGGGGCAGAUUUGAGUUUGACCAAAGAGCAGAAGACCAAAGUGAGAGAUGCCAGCCCGAGAGAAGGCAGCGGCCCUGUCUUUAAUAAAGGUUAUCAUGCACAGCAGAGGGAGCUCCUUGGAGAAAAUAUGCGAGCUGUGGAGGCCAUGGAAGCAGACCAGGAGGACUUCAAUGGGAGGUGGAGAAACAGGGACAUGGAUCAGGAUACGAUCAACACUCUGAUGGAGAGUGUCAUACGAGAAAUCGCUGGGGAUGGAGAGCUGGUCACCACAAAGAAGGUGAUAUCCCGGGUAUGCAGGCUGGUGCCUUCCCUGGAUCCAAGAUGGGUAGAGCACUUGCCUCUUAAAGCUCUAAAAGAUCUCCAGUACCUCAUUAGAGAGAUCAACAUGUUCAUAGAGACCACCUCAGCAGUGACAUCCAUCUGUACCCUGUAUGAGCUGGGCCAGUCAUUAGCUGGCCUCAAGGACAAGAAGCGCUACGAAGAGCUAAACCUCGGCCCCCUUUGCAAGCUCCCCUUCAUUCACCGCAUAUUCAAGAUUGGCAGCAACACGAAAGAUGACGAUAUCCACCAGAUCGAGACUGUAGACAUCUUAAAGCAACUUCGUGUUUUUAGGAGGAAGCAGACGAAGGUAAAAGUGGACCUGGCUGAGUUUAUGAAGCAUCUGGCCGACCACUAUAACUGUGACUCUCCCUAUGAGCUGGGCAUCAGGAUAACUGGUCUUGGCCUGCCCAUAUCGACAAUCUCGAAGGUAAGCCGUAACGAGCACACCAUCUUGGAGAGCGCCAGGGAGGUGAUUCAGAAAGAGCUGGAGGAGGAGAUAUACGAGCGGCUGAGGAAGCUCAAAAAGAUCAUCUUGGAGCCGCUGAAAGGAGCAGCUUCCUUCUCCUCUGCGGGCAGCUCGGAUCUCUCGAAGAAGUAUGCCUCAAUGACAGCGGCCGAGGUCGUGCUGGCGGUCUUUACAAAUGCAGGGGAGGUGUUCAGCCCCAGGAUGGCCAAGCACGUCCAGAACUUCCUGCUGCAGGUGUCAGGUAAUCGGCUGGAAACAGCUCUGUUUCAGCUGGCCAUCUGUGGGGGAUCCCUGGCUGUUCCACACGACCUAGUGCCCAAAGACAAGACCUCCAAACCCACGGAAAAAACUAAACCAGAGGACAAAUCCACCAAAUCUCUCCCAAGCGAAGCCAAAGUGAAGCAGUAUCUAAGGGACAAACUGGCUGCUCAGAACUCAGCUAUCACUUUGGCACACAUUGCUUCCUUGGAGAAAAAACUGUCUGAACACUUCCACGUGAAAGACUUCCUGUCUUUAGAGAAAGGCAGCUUCCUGGAGUUUUUGGUGAACAACAUUCAGCUGCUGCAGGACACAGUGGGGUCCACCUUGAUUCUGGGCAGCAGCAUGGAGCGAGCCGGCAGUGGCUUCAGACCCUCCAAACAAGAUGUGUUUGAGUUCAUCAAACAGUGCGGCGACGUAGCCUCCACUGAUCCAGAUGAACUCUCCUACAUUGAGUCAGCACUGAGGUCUCACUAUGGGGUCCGGGACAGUCGUGACUUGGGGCAUGGUCCUCUGCACAGACUGGCUGACCUGGUCCAACGGCAAAAAGCACUGGGUGGAGGAGGACUGAGCCCAGUCUGCUAUGAAUCAGCCCUGUUUGCUAAACAAGGCAAAUCAAGUGCUGAAGGUGGAUUUGAGUCAGUGGGUCGGCUUGGUGAAAUGUCCAAGGACCAGGCCCUGGCCAGCUUGCUCUCCUGCCCUCUGCUGGAGGAUUUAAGUGAGUGGAGCCAGUGGGAGCUGAUCUUUAAACCCCUUCACGGCUCCCUCAAGGAAUUCAUUGAAAAAAAUGCAGAUUUGUCCAUGGCCGAGGAGGAUGUGUCAUGUUACGACAAAGUUGCCAAGUUCCUCCUGGAGUGUCUCACACGAAUCCCCACCAGAACCUGUCAGGCUCUUCUGCUGCAGGUGUUUUUGGAGCCCUUCUCCCGUGUCCUGGGCCAGGCCAAAUCUAAACGGGUCCUGAUGACCGUGGCUCAGUCGGAGCCGAGGUACAUGAACUGUCUGCAUCGUUUGGGCAUCCUUGUAGGCAUUCCAGACUGGAUCAAAGACUACGAGAAAAAGCUGAACCCACCUCAAAGCCAGAGCUGUAACACAUACUCAGCACCUGUGGACCAAGCCAAGUCUAAUUUGACAGAUUCUGAGUGCAGCAGUCUGUCAGCUCUCAACAUGAGUGAAGAUGACUUUCUUGAGGAUAACAUCAUGGACAACAGCUUUGAAUCCUCCCAGCUGUACCACAGCCCACACCAAGUCAACGAUGAGCAAGACAUAGAGGCUGAGGAGGAGGAAGAGGAUGAAGAGCAGCUGUAUGAGUUGGCCUCGGUGCCUAACGGAGAGAUAUCAGACGUCAGCAGCGACGCUGAAGGAGGCCAGGGCGAGGAACAGCUCAAAAUGUCUGACGGAGAUGAAAAGGAGGGUGACAGCUGUGAGUCCGAGGACACAAUCCAGAGAGCCGUCAUUGAAGACAUCAGGUUUGUCACCUUUAUCCAUAACUGCUCUAAUGCCGACGACAACAGUUACCCGGCAGAGUCCGGGGUCGUUCCAGCGCUGGCUUUUAUGGUGGAGCGAGACUGUAUCACUGUCCUCAACAAUGAAACCGGCUUCCAGGAGAAGAACAUUCGGGCUAUUUGUGAUGUAGGCCGCAGCACUAAGGGAAAACACAAAUAUGGAUACAUUGGACAGAAGGGCAUUGGCUUCAAGUCAGUGUUUAAGGUCACAGACUGUCCUGAGAUUCAUUCCAAUGGCUUCCACUUGCACUUUGACAAGAACUGUGGCCCCAUGGGAUACAUCCUCCCCCACUGGACUGAAGAUACGAGGCCUCUGGAUCCACAGCUGAGGGACAUAAAUCAGCACAGCUGGACCACUAAGAUCAGCCUCCCUCUCCGGACUGAGAGCCAUCAGACCAGGAACCUGUUUCAUGACGUGCACCCGUCGCUGCUGCUCUUCCUGCAUCGACUACGCUCCAUCACCAUCUACAAUCAGAGUGAGAAGCGUUUCAUGACGAUGACUCGUAAAGAUCUCAAUCACAAUGUGCUCGAGGUGGAACACUCGGAGGGUACCGAGCGCUGGCUAGUGGUCAAAACCACACUGAAGCCCAAGAAGAUCAAAGAGGAUGUAGAGUCGACCGAGCUCGCUCUGGCUUUCCAGCUUGGCAGCGACUCCACGGGAAGUAACGUUGUGUGCCAGCCUCAGAAGCAGCCCGUGUUUGCUUACCUGCCCCUUCGCAGUUUCGGCUUCCGUUUUAUCAUCCAAGGUGAUUUUGACAUCCCUUCUUCUCGUGAUGAUGUUGACAGAGACAGCUCCUGGAACCAGUGGCUCCGGUCUGAAAUAGCACAGCUCUUCCUCCAGGCCAUGGAUGUCUUCACUAAUCACCCAGAGUUCACGGGACUGAAGGGCCUGUGCCAGUUCCUUCAGUUUAUCCCCCUGUCUGACGAGGUUUUGGAUUUCUUCAAGCCUGUUGCCGGGCAGAUUAUUCAGCUGCUCAAGGGCAAAUCCUUCCUGCCUACUCUCAGUUCAGAUGGUAAGAUUGUGUACAAGCUGCCCUCCCAGGUGGCCGUCUGUCAGGACCCUGUGAUACGGGAAGUGAUCGGUGGAGGUGAGCUGGAAAAGCAUCUGUCUCUGUCCUAUCUGCAUCCGGAUCUAAGCCCAGCACCGCCCACCUCCCUGCUCACUCACCUGGGAGUCCGAUACCUGCGGGGAACGGAUGUUACCAUAGUAACCACAGCCAUGGCCAAGGAGCUGAUGACAGUGGGAGGUAUCCAUUCAGAUGCAGGUCUACAUCAGCUGGCCAGGCUUCUGGUUUGUAACUUCCGAGCUCUGGAGCAUGGAUACGGAGAGGCAGAUUCCAUCCUGCAGACGCUCAGAGAGCUACCCAUAAUCCCUCUAGCUGACGGACGUGCGGUGGCACUAAGUGUGGAAGGCGUGUUCUUUCCAAUGGAAGAGAGCAAGACCAAGAAAAAGAAAGCUCAAGCACAGACAGGACCACUGGCUGCAUUGUACAAGGAUGUCAGUGUGGUUCACCCGUCCCUGCUGAGCUGUUUGGAGCCUUUGGAAAGUCAGCAGGUUCGUGAGCUGCUCAGAAGACUUGGGGUUCACGAACUAGAGCCUCAAGAGCUGCUGGAGCAGCACAUCUACCCUACAAUAAGGAACAAUAAAUGGAAGUCAAAGCCUACGUCUGUGGUUGUGAGUUACUUGGUUUUCAUCAAGCAGCACUCGUCCUCUAGCCAGGAGUACUCAGACACCGCAGUACCCGUCCUCACCUCCAGGGGUCUGCUGUGCCCAUCCAACGAAAGGGUGCAUUUCUCUGAAGAGUAUGGAAACGUCAACUUACCAUCGAAGCUGCCUGGUAAGGAGAAUCCCACAGCUUUGAUUAAAAGAAAGAAUAACAGCUUGUGUUGUGUAAGGCGCACUGCAAGCCACUUUGCAACCCAACUUCACAUCAAAUCAUCCUUUUCAGCCUCCAGCCCCUGGUCAGUCGAAAGUGCAACGUGGCGCCAAGUCCCAGGGGAGGGCUAUGUACUCGACGACUACCCGUGUGAGGAAUUUCACGCUCUGGCCACAGCAGAACUGCCUGGCUCCCUCUUGUUGCAGCAGAGAAUGGCUUUGCUGGAGCUGCUGGAGGCCAACUGGGAAACUGGACAUUGCUACUCUCAGUACCUCACAGCCCAGGUGAUCGACAGUGAUGGGCAACCAAUCAAAAGCACCAAGUCUUCCUUCUACCAUUCCUUGUGUCGUCUUGAAUGGGUGCCAGCCUAUCGCCCAAAACAAGGAGGCCAGCUGGAAAGAAAGUACCUCUGUCCGAGCUCUGUCUACCUGUCAUCACCUGAAGUCACCAACUUGCUGGGGACCCAUGUCGACUAUGUGGACAUUAGCUCCAGCGACUUCAGCAGAGCUCUUGGGAUGAGAGAAACAAUCUCAGUGGAUGUUCUGAUUAACUAUCUGAAAGAGUGGUGCGUCAAACCAGAGGAAGAUGUCCAGGAGCAGAGGCUCCCUGAGGAUGAGUCAGAAAGGGGAAAAUUCACUUCCACAAUUCAGCACAUCCACAACGUCUACACCUACCUGCAACAAAACUGUUCUCAGAGCAGCCUGAAGGAGCUCUUCCAGCAUACACCUGCUGUGUUUAUAGAGUACAAAAGGCACAGUGAUAACUGGUGCACUGGACGGUUCUACCACCUGAAAGAGGUGUGCUGGAGUGACCCAACAAACAUGUUCCAGCGCUACAAAGACCUCAUACCUAGAAAAGACAGCCCUGUACAGGAGCCCAAAGUGCUGGCUCCUUUCUAUAACCGUCUGGAAGACAUGAAAGACUUCUUCGUCAGGCUGCUGAAUGUGGAAAACGACCCCAACAUGAACCAGUAUGUUGGCUUGUUGGAACUGAUCUGUUCCUCCUGUCCCAUACCAACUGCUGAAGUGCUACAGGAUGUCUCGAUACUCUAUGCCAGACUUGCUAAAACCUGUAAGUCCAAAAUGUCCAGAGACCAGGAAAGAAAUCCUCAGUCCAAACUUAAUGACAGUUACUGCUCCACUUUGAAAGGGAUGGUGUUUGAUAAGAAGGUCUUCCCUACUAAGAAUAACAACUGGGUGAGUCUGGCACAUAAGCCUAUGAUCAGUGACAGCAAAGAGCUGGAGAAGAUCUUCAAACCUCAUAAGCAGGUGCGUCUGCUCAACCUGCCCCCACCAGAGAAGAAGACAGUGCUCAAGAACAAGACAGGAACCUCUGACGCGGCAGACCGAACUGCAUUCAAUGAGGAAGACAGACAACUGUUUCUGGAGAUCUGUGGUAUUCAUCAUCUCUCCGAAUGUGUCAAGAGUGAGCCUCUGACUGAGGUCCUGAGGCCCUGUCCGUCCAUGCAGAGCCUGGUGCGCUGGAUUGUUCCCUACAUUCAGAGGUUUCUCUAUCACCAUGACGAACUGAAUGAAGUCUAUUCAGAGCUGACUGAACAAAACAUAGCAGGAAAAAUCAAGCACCUCUCCUUUGGACAGGUGGGCAAGCUAUACAUUCGCCACCAGCUGGAUGUAGCUGACGAUGAGGACCCUGUGAUUGAGUUCGUGGAUGUCAUCUGUCUGCUGAAGGAUAAAAAAGAGCUUUACAUCCAGAAAGAUAAUCUCUCAGCUGAUCUGGACAUCUGCAGGGAGGUGGUGAAAUUGUUUUGCACAGAGAGCAGCCACCAAAAGGAGCUGACACAUUUCCUGACUGGCCUGAUAACCUCGCGCAGUGACCCAAGAGCCCUGAAGAGAUUCUUGGCCAAAGAGGAAAUCAGAGAGCUUCCCAGUGAGGUGGAACUGUGGGAGGUCCCAGAGCCUCACAAACCAGACAUUCCCCCUGAAAGAGUGCUGUCAAGGAGUUUCUCCUCCACCAGCUCCACAGUCGAGCCAUCUCACCCUGGACAAGAGGACGGGGAACAGACGCUGGUCUGCUGGCCUCCUCGAGCACCAAUACACAGCACAGGAGGCAGUCGAUCUGGAGGUCAGGAAGAUAGCAAAGUGGUGGAGGCUGUCAUGAAGAUGUGGCCUCCUCCAGCUGGACCAAAAGAACAAGCCAUGGAAAAUGAAGUCGCACCCAGAGGAAGCAGCCACGAGGGAAACCAUCCACCCAGAGGCAGCAGCAGCACCAACAGACCUGCAGACCAACCCAGCCUUCAGAGGCUUCCCAGUCAUCCAGAGCAAGCUAACGCAACUGCUGCUGCAAACACCAACACCCCACCACCACCGCCAGGUUUCACAUUCAAGAUCCUUAAAAACACAGAUAUUCGGUUCAGUUUUAUUUAUAUAGCACCAAAUCACAACAAAGCUGUGGUGCUUUCUAGUACUUUCCAGGGGACUGCAGCAGCUGCUGCAGAGAUCCGUCCUCCUCUGAACCUGGACUUUCCUCACUGGAACAAAACCCAGGCCACACUUGAAGACAUGGAGCUCACCUGCCAAAGACCCACCACCGUGGUCUUAUCAGAAGACGAGAUAGAUGUGGCAGCGAUCGGCGAAUGGGGGGAGCAGCUGGUCAACUCCUUCCUGUGCCACUGGAGAGACAGCAGCGACCCUGGACGACCCACGCACAUCAUGUGGUGCAAUCAGAGCGGGGAGACCGGUCAGCCAUACGACUUUAAGCUCACCUUCGGAUCCACAGGAGAGCCCGAGGUGGUGUAUGUGGAGGUGAAGUCGACUAUAAAGAAAGAGAAGUCAUUUAUCCACAUGUCUGCCAACGAGCUGGACUUUGCACUGAAGGAAAAGGAACGAUACCACAUAUACAGAGUGUACAGCACUGGAGAUGCUCAGAACGUACGCCUUUGUCGGAUUCAGAACCUAGCGCAGCAUCUCCACACCAAAGACUUAGCUCUUUAUCUGUUUGUGUAGUUCCUUUUAAAAUCUGUGGAGAUAUUUGCACAAGUUGCCUAAAAUAAUUUUGUGUAAUUUUUAAUGUUCGUAGUAAAUGCACUGAUUUGAGUCUUUUUAGCUGUAUAUUGUGCCGUUUAUGUUUAACGUAUUGCCUGCUUUUGAGCAAAAGACACAUUUUGCUCCUUUUAAUGUCAACUGUUUUCCAUAUUCAGUGAAGUUAAGCAAUCUGCUAACCUUUUUUACUUUCUGUACCAUUCCUUUAUUCCUUUGAAAUAAUAAAAGUGUGUCUAUUGAA